Molecule: messenger RNA, 707 nt
Organism: Thalassophryne amazonica
Lineage: Eukaryota; Metazoa; Chordata; Actinopteri; Batrachoidiformes; Batrachoididae
Gene: mrps28
Product: mitochondrial ribosomal protein S28
Exons: 1
Coding region: 44-511 (155 amino acids)
Cellular component (GO): mitochondrial small ribosomal subunit
Source: RefSeq, a predicted model, not a curated record
UUAAAGGCGAAUACCAACGAGAAGAAGAAGUCCGGGCAGCAAGAUGGCGGCCUGGCUGCGAGCUCCGGGACGGUUCCGGUUCCAUUCGACCUCCAUCAAUUCGUUGUCGGUCCGGUCGGCCCGUUCGGCCUCCGGCGGCACUGACAGGCCGCGGAGCGGCUUCGCGGCCGCCGUGGAGCUUCAGGAGGAGCUGCGGCGCAGCGCCCCCAGCGGUCAGAGGGAGGACUUCGCCCAUCUGCUCCGACGGUCCCCGCUGAUCCAGAUCGGUAUGAUCAAGGACAAAGUGGCCGUCGGGAGGAUUUUCCACGUGGUCCACGACGACCUUUACAUCGACUUCGGCGGGAAAUUCCACUGCGUUUGUCGGCGUCCGGCGGGAGAUGAAAGGCUGCAGCGCGGCAGCAGAGUCCGUUUACGGCUACAGGAAGCGGAAGUCAGCAGUCGCUUCCUGGGCGCCAAAACCGACACCACGCUGCUGGAGGCUCAGGCUGUCCUGCUGGGCCCGCCGGACUGACCCGGAACCACUGGGGUCUCCCGCCGGACUGACCCGGAACCACUGGGUCCUGGCCUGGAACCAGACCUGCUCCAUUAUUGAUCAUCGGUUUUUGAUUGCAAAAGUCACAUGACCAAAGGCUUUUCUUGUUGCUGUCAUGACGUCACAUUCAAAGGCCUCAAAGUGAUUAUGUUAUUAGAAUAACCUGUAUCGAUCA